Molecule: messenger RNA, 371 nt
Organism: Scomber scombrus (Atlantic mackerel)
Lineage: Eukaryota; Metazoa; Chordata; Actinopteri; Scombriformes; Scombridae
Product: P2R1A-PPP2R2A-interacting phosphatase regulator 1-like
Exons: 1
Coding region: 69-371 (100 amino acids)
Molecular function (GO): protein serine/threonine phosphatase inhibitor activity
Source: RefSeq, a predicted model, not a curated record
UUGGAGAACAGCAAUGUAACAGCGUUUUUAAUUGAACGAGCUGGUGACAGGCAGCGUUAGCAAGCAAAAUGAACAACUCAGGAGUCAUGCCACAAGAAAAGAUGGAGCUGGAUCUGGACAUCCCAUCUUCAUUACUUCAGACCGAUGGACACUUGAGGAGAUCCAACAGUGCACCAAUGAUAAAUGGCUUAAGCGAUAACUCCCAAGUGUUCCAGAGAGAAGUGCUGCGUAGCCGGAGAAAUAGCACUACAGUUGUCAACAGGCCCAAUAUGGUCCCUUCAUCACCCAUCCGAGUUCCCUUCAUCAGAUUAAACAAUGGUGGUAUAGUCCACCUUCAUUCAGAGUGCAGGCUGAUGGAGUGCUCUAUAUAA